AAAUAAUGCAUGCUAUGAUCACUAAUUGACUACCUUCCUCUCCACAUACCACCUCAAACAAACCAAACCAGCAGCUUAUUAUUGGUUGAAUAUAUAUAUAUAUAUAUAUUUUUUAUAUCAUCGAUCGCUCGUUAGAACAAACAAACAAACAAACAAAUUAAUGGACAAGUGGGGCGCGGUGCCGGUGGGGCUUGCAGUUGCAGUUGCAGCUGCAGCUGCUCUGAUGAUGAUGAGCGGCGGCGGUGCCGAGGCGGCGAUGCAGUGCGAGACAGUGGCGAACGACCUCUCCCCUUGCAUCAGCUUCGUGAUGAACGGGAAUGGAGGUGGUGCCCCGCCGGCUGGGUGCUGCGAGGGGGUGCGGUCCCUCUACAGGCAGGCCAGCUCCACCGCGGACCGCCAGGCGGUGUGCUCCUGCCUCAAGAGCGUGGCCGCUUCCGCCACCCAGGCCAUGAUCGCCAACGCCGCCGCUCUCCCUGGGAAAUGCGGCGUCUCCAUUCCCUACAAGAUCAGCCCCAACACUGACUGCUCCACCGUUCAUUGAGAUGGAUCGGAUUCGGAGCUGGGCGUGGACGUGGACAUGGAAUCUUCCCCAUAUUAUAUAUAUAUAUAUAUAUAUGUUAUGUUAUAUAUACAUAUUGGCUAUCUAGGGCAGCAGCUAGCUAGCUAGCUAUCGAUCUGUCUGUUGCUGACUGCUGAGAAUGGGAUCGGAGCUAGCUAGCUAGCUAGUGUGUAUGAUCAUGGAUCACCAUUGGCAGUACGUACUUAGUAUAAGUAAUUUAUUAGUAGAAUACCAGGAAAUUAUAUAAAUGUGGGCAACUAUAUGUGUGUGUUAAGGUUGCGAGUGCGAGAGAGAGUGUGUCUCUCUGUUUGUCUGUCUGAAUUUGGGGAAGAACACUAUAUUCCGCUCCUGAGCUUUACUACUUACUAUACUUAGAUUGAUAUAUACAUAAGUGUCUUCGUCUUCACUUCGUUUGCUCUCUUGCUUUGUUUUGUAUCCCAUAUAUUAAUAUUAAUUUAAUUUGUUCA
This is a messenger RNA of Andrographis paniculata, 1026 nucleotides long. Its product is annotated as non-specific lipid-transfer protein 1-like. The coding region runs from base 161 to 541 and encodes 126 amino acids. Gene Ontology annotation, cellular component: membrane. Gene Ontology annotation, molecular function: lipid binding. Gene Ontology annotation, biological process: lipid transport. The record is from RefSeq and is a predicted model, not a curated record. The transcript is spliced from 2 exons. Lineage: Eukaryota; Viridiplantae; Streptophyta; Magnoliopsida; Lamiales; Acanthaceae.